CUCUGCUGUGGGGGAUCAAACUUGCCCACGAUCCUUAAGAUGGGUUCUGACUACGACUCUUUCGACGACGAUGUCGUUGAUGAGGUGUUGAUGGCUCUCGACAAACCAGUGACAAUUGGGCUGCAUGCUCGCCAGCAACAACAACAAAGGGUUAUUUUCAAUACAAUAUCCCAUACUGCGACAGAGCUGGAAUUGGAAGAUCUUGGCUCAGAUGCAUUUGACUACUCACCUGAGAGGGAACGGGAAAGGCCAUCUCAACCUGCACGUAACCAAGUGCGAAACUUUCAGCAGACCACCCUGUUAGGUCGCAUUGCGAGCCAAGCUCCUGAGCCUUUGGGGACACAGCCGCGCAAUUCUAGGGUCUUUCGCGCAGAUUUGCCUCCAGAAGCUCCGACACAUCAUGCACUUGAUACCGAGGCCCUGAAAACAUGGGUGUAUCCAACCAAUCUAGGUCCAAUCCGUGACUACCAAUUCAGUAUCGUCAAAAAUGGUCUUUUCAACAACACACUCGUGGCCCUCCCCACUGGUCUUGGAAAGACCUUCAUUGCAGCAACUGUGAUACUCAACUUUUUUCGUUGGACUCGAAAUGCUCAAAUGGUCUUCGUCGCUCCUACAAAGCCUCUGGCAUCUCAGCAAGUCGAAGCUUGUUUGAAUAUUGCUGGCAUUCCUCGCUCGCAGAGCACUCUUCUUACGGGAGAAACCAAGCCGGUACUUCGUGAGGCCGAGUGGGAGGACAAGCGACUUUUCUUCAUGACACCGCAGACAUUGAUGAAUGAUCUCUCAAAGGGCUAUGCUGACCCCAAAAGGAUCGUGUUGCUCGUCGUGGACGAAGCGCACCGCGCCACUGGAGAUUAUGCUUACGUCAAGGUCAUCGAAUUUAUCCGUCGAUUCUCCAAGAGUUUCCGCGUGCUUGCUCUCACGGCUACACCAGGAUCUACCGUCGAGGGUGUUCAAGACGUGAUUGACAACCUAGGCGUUUCACACGUUGAGAUCAGGACUGAGGAAUCAAUCGAUAUACGAAAUUAUGUCCACUCACGUGAAAUAGAUCGCGUCGUCUUGGAGCCAUCAGAUGAGAUGCUUCGUAUUAGUGAGCUCUUUUCACAAGCCUUGAAGCCUCUAUACUCCAAGAUAAGCCAGCAGAACAUUUAUAUCGGGCGCGACCCCAUGUCAAUAACAACCUUCGGUCUACUCAAAGCCCGGCAAGACUGGAUGAAGGGUCCCGGAAGGUUCGCUAACCAGGGGUUGAAGAUGAUGUUAAUGGCUAUCUUUACUAUCUUGCAAAGUCUUGCUCACGCCAUCAAGCUACUCAACUACCAUGGUAUUCGGCCAUUCUACGAUAACCUGGUUGCAUUCAGGGCUGAGACAGAAGAGAAGGGGCAGAAAGGCUCCAAGUACAAGCGGCAGCUGAUCGGCGAGUCGAGCUUCCAAGAAAUGAUGGAUCUUGCAUCCAAGUGGCUCAAAAUUGACGGGUUUGCUGGCCAUCCAAAGUUGACACACCUCUGUGACAACCUACUCAACCACUUCAUGGAUGCCGGCGAGGGGUCGAGCACACGGGUUAUUGUCUUUAGCGAAUAUCGAGACAGCGCUGAGGAGAUCACCCGUGUCCUCAACGUGCACAAGCCUAUGAUCAGCGCCUCACUUUUCGUUGGUCAGGCAGACUCAAAGAAGAGCGAAGGAAUGAAACAAAAACAACAGAUCGAGACAAUUGCUAAGUUUAGAGAUGGGAUUUUCAACGUGCUAGUUGCCACAUCGAUCGGUGAAGAGGGUCUCGACAUUGGACAGGUCGACCUCAUCAUUUGUUACGACGCAUCCUCAUCGCCCAUCCGUAUGCUGCAGCGCAUGGGACGGACAGGAAGGAAGAGGGCUGGAAAGAUUACGCUCCUUCUCAUGAAGGGUAAAGAGGAGGACAACUAUGCCAAAGCACAGGACAACUAUGAAAAGAUGCAGAGGCUUAUUUGUGAGGGCAGCAGGUUCAACUUUAGGCACGAUCUAUCAUCCAGAAUUGUUCCUCGAGACGUCAAGCCCGAGGUUGACAAGCGCAUGGUGGAGAUUCCUAUCGAGAACACACAGGACACCUCGCUGCCGGAACCCAAAGCCCGCAGUACUCGGGGUAAGAAGGCAAGCAAGAAAAAGUUCAACAUGCCAGAUGGUGUUGAGACGGGGUUUAACAGCGUAGCGUCAAUGCUCGGCAUUUCAGCCUCCAAGGCUAAAGCAAAACCAAACAAGUCACCCAUAAGAGUUGAACCCAAGGAGACCGAUGAGAUCUCUCCAGUGCCUCCUCUUGAGAGCGUCUUACUCAGCGCAAAAGAACUCGCAGAGCUGAACAAAAAGUAUAGAGACUUGCCAUUCUUUCACCAAGACACCGAAGAAAUCAGCAUGCCGAGCUUGACUGCCCAUCCGGAUCUACAGCGUGUGCUUCGGCCCACGGUUCACGUCAAGCACGGCUCGUAUACCAAACGGUGCGUCAGGCUGUUUAAGAAAUUGUCAAAUUCCCAGGGGAUCGAGACUAGGCAUACAAAACCACAUGGGCAUACCGACACGAGCAGAUAUUUGGAUAUACCCGCGCCUCCGUUUGCAGAAGAAACUGGCGAGGAUGUCGUCGUCGUGUCGUCGGGUCGCAAACGUUCCCUUUCGCCAUCAUCCGCAGCCAGCCCACCGCCGCCAGGUCGCAAGAGAAAAGCAAACGCUGCCGCGGCUCCAAGAUCAAAACGACAGUCGGUCGUGGACGAAUAUGCCUCUGAAUCCGAAGACGAUGGGCCACCAGAACGUCAAAGAAAAACGAGCGUUGCUGCGGGUUCAAGAUCAAAACGUCAAUCUGUUGUGGACGAAUAUGCGUCUGAAUCUGAAGCUGAUGCGGGCGCUCGGGACUCCGAGGACGAAGAAUCUUUGGGUUCACUCGCAGAUUUCAUAUCAGAUGGAGAAGCCAACGGCAAUUUUCCCAAAGACAUGACGGGCUUUACAUCAGACGAAGAUGACGACUACAGAAGUGGUACUCUAACUAAAUCCUUGGCAUCGGGACCCCUGCCAGGCCGUCAAGUACACCGGUCCUCAGGCGCGGCCUCGCAGGCUGGCACGGUAGCGCCAGCGGCACCCAAGCCGUUCUUCGUCCCGGCGUCUCUGCCGGGUACUCAACAGACGGAUGACGACGAGGAUAUGCCCGACAUUGGGGUUUUGGUAGGCAAGAAGCAACCAGAGACUAGAGUGCGUAAACCUGCCAAGAAAAACAACGCGGUGUUUCUGAGUAGUGACGAUGAUGACGAUGACGAUGACGACGAAGACGAAGUUCAGGCAGGUCCGGCAAAACGUGCUGUCCGCCGGCGGGUUAUUGAGGAUAGCGAAGGCGACUAA
Messenger RNA from Pyricularia grisea, 3348 nucleotides. RefSeq lists its product as uncharacterized. Gene Ontology annotation, molecular function: 3'-5' DNA helicase activity; four-way junction DNA binding; four-way junction helicase activity. The record is from RefSeq and is a predicted model, not a curated record. NCBI's taxonomy places the organism in Eukaryota, Fungi, Ascomycota, Sordariomycetes, Magnaporthales, Pyriculariaceae. The transcript is spliced from 2 exons. Bases 40 to 3348 code for a protein of 1102 amino acids. Gene Ontology annotation, biological process: interstrand cross-link repair; double-strand break repair via synthesis-dependent strand annealing; replication fork reversal.